Messenger RNA from Sorex fumeus (smoky shrew), 1251 nucleotides. Its product is annotated as serpin A3-8-like. The record is from RefSeq and is a predicted model, not a curated record. Gene Ontology annotation, biological process: negative regulation of endopeptidase activity. Gene Ontology annotation, molecular function: serine-type endopeptidase inhibitor activity. NCBI's taxonomy places the organism in Eukaryota, Metazoa, Chordata, Mammalia, Eulipotyphla, Soricidae. The transcript is spliced from 4 exons. Bases 1 to 1251 code for a protein of 416 amino acids.
AUGUCUGUCCGGCUGGCUCUGCUCCUGGGGGCUGUGCUCUCUCUCCAUGCCUUCUUCAGCAUUUCAGACUCCACAGAGCUAAGAGUGAAGAGCCUGAGGAAGAAAAGAAGCCGCCCUCUGGACACCUUCAGUCUGGUCCGCAGCAACGCGGACUUUGCUGUCAGACUCUUCAAGCUCUUGGGUAAUCAGUAUCCCGGAACCAAUAUCAUCUUCUCCCCAUUCAGCGUGACCAUGGCCUUGGACUUCCUGGCACGGGGGGCCCACGGCCCCACCCGUACAGAGAUCCUACAGGGCCUCAAGUUCAACGUGACCAAAACCCCUGAGGCCGAUAUCCACUGGGUCUUCCAGAAGUUACUGACAAAUCUAAGCAAUCCCGGGAUGCCGUUGCAGUUGGACGUGAACAUGGCCAUAUUGCUGGACCAGAAGGUGAACCUGAAAGAGAACUUCAAGAAGGAGGCCCAGUUGUUGCACUCCGCUGACAUUGUCUCCACCAACUUCCAUGAUCCCGCUGCCGCUGGGAAGCGCAUCAGUGACUAUGUGAAGGAGAAAACCCAUGGGAAAAUCAAACCGGUGGUCAAGGACCUGAAAACAGAUACCAAGAUGGUCUUGGUGGACUCCUUCCUCUUCAAAGCCAAGUGGGAGACGCCCUUUCCCUCUGGUUUCGACUUCACUUCAACUUUCUUCUGGAUCCCGGGCAUCUGGGUGAAUGUACCCGGUAUGAGAAUUGAGAACAAGUUGACACUCUACUUCUGGGAUAAUAAGCACUAUAUCAAUGUUGUGAAGCUCCCAUACAUGGAUGGCCGCGCCAGCAUGUUGCUCAUCCUCCCUAACGUUGGCCGCAUGCCCAUACUGGAGGCUGAACUGAACGCAGAAAUGAUCUAUUUCUGGAGAAAAUCGGUGAAGCCAAGGAGGAUGACCCUGUGCGUGCCCAAGCUCUCCAUCUCCAGGAGCUACAACCUGGAGAAACUCCUGCCCAUGCUGGGCAUCACGAAGAUCUUCUCCCAGAAGGCGGAUUUCUCAGGCCUCACCACUGACAGGAACCUGAGACUUUCCCAGGUGAUCCAUGAAGUCGCAUUCAAUAUGGCUGAGAAUGGCACUGAAGAAGAUAUCUUCCGGCCACAGUCCAAAUUUAUUAUGCUAGAUGCAUAUUACAGUUUGAACUUCUGCAGGCCAUUCAUGCUGGCCAUCAUCUCUGAAGAAACACAUAACAUCCUCUUCCUGGGAAAGGUGCUAAACCCCAAGCAGGCUUGA